CUUUGUGGUUCCAGCGUCUUCGCCGGUCAGGAUACACACAUGGCUAAACUGAGCAACGAAUCCAAACAGCGGCUGCAGCAGCUGUUCCAAUGCAGCCAGUUUGUCAUCCGAUGGGGUUUUAUACCCACCGUGUUGUACCUCGGUUUCAAACGAGGAGCAGAUCCAGGAAUGCCUGAGCCCACAGUAUUGAGUUUGCUUUGGGGCUAAAGAACGUCUCCACACAGCCGGCCCCCUCCCCUCACCGAGGCCAUGUGACCCACCUGUCAUUGGAAAUCCAGGACAUUAUUUCUUUACUUCCCUCUCCAUAAAUCAUACUGUCCAAUAUCCGAGAAGUAAUGAAUGCAUGUUACGCGUGGCCAUGCUGUUCAUGUCCACACAUGCAGACGUAGAGAUGCAUCGAGUGUGGCUACUACACGGACGGAAGAUAUUUGCAUCAACAAGCUGGAAUCACUUCAUUCCUAAAAAUAUGUGGUGCUGACUGGAUUAUCUGUUGGUGUGUUGCUGGGAAUGUGACGGCGAUGUUUGGAUACACCAUUCAUUCCAUGUUUUCCUUUUUUUAAAUUUGUAAUUUAAGAAAUUCUGAGAAUAAAUCCACAAAGAACUGA
Pseudoliparis swirei is the source of this 605-nucleotide messenger RNA. RefSeq names its product translocase of outer mitochondrial membrane 7 homolog (yeast) (gene tomm7). Bases 40 to 207 code for a protein of 55 amino acids. Gene Ontology annotation, biological process: protein import into mitochondrial matrix. NCBI's taxonomy places the organism in Eukaryota, Metazoa, Chordata, Actinopteri, Perciformes, Liparidae. The transcript is spliced from 3 exons. The record is from RefSeq and is a predicted model, not a curated record. Gene Ontology annotation, cellular component: mitochondrial outer membrane translocase complex.